This is a messenger RNA of Symbiodinium natans, 684 nucleotides long. The record is from the annotation of a GenBank genome assembly. NCBI's taxonomy places the organism in Eukaryota, Dinophyceae, Suessiales, Symbiodiniaceae.
AUGUGCUGCAAGCACUGUUGCUCGCAGGCCUCCGGAUCACCGCCAGCACCAGCUCCAGACAUUCGUCGUGGAAACAGAUCUGCGCCAUCCAGGUCCUCCAGCAACCAGUCUUGGACAUCCAAUUCCGUCGGCAGAAGCCGCAGUGGACUUGAUCUUGAGGUUGCAGAUGAACAUCGAGGACUGGAGUGCAAAGCAUUUCCCGUUGCACGGAAAUCGCGCACGUCCCCGUUGGGUUCCAACAGACUACCACCUUCACCGGCCAUGAGCUCUCGCGAGAUUCUCGAGGAUCUCUCGAUGCACGGCCGUACCUGGCCCGAGCAGAUGGCAGGUUUGAUCGGUGGGAAGAAGGCUGGCGACACCCCGACUUCUCCGACGCAGCGCGUUCCAUUUACCAGAACCAGGUCAAGAACAGAACCUGAAGACCUUGAGCCUCCACCAUCCGCAAGGAUCGAGGCCUCUGAGCCAAGCAGUGCCAACAAAUCUCCUCAGUUUUGGGAAACGGAGGAUCGCCGGGUUCGCAGCUUGUCGCCGCGAGCGGGAGAUCGCAGUCAGUCCCCGCUUGAUGCCGGGAGGCACGGUGGAGCACCGGGCUCCUCCCGUCGUCAGGUCCUGUUCAAUUUGUCAAUAUUUGUCAGUCAUUCUUCAAUCAUAAUUACUGUAUCACCUUUAGACAUUUGGUGUUAA